CUUCGUGAUGUCACUCAGGUUUGGAAAUUGCCAACUGCAUAACCAGUUUCUAACCAGAAUGCCGAUGCCUUCAUCAGAACAACAUCUCCACGCAAAGGCACAGAUUGUGUUCGAGUGACUAAAUCCACUGGAGGUGAAAUCUGAGGGAGGAAGAAAAAAACGGACAGAGGAGAAAAGUCAUGGCUUCCUCUAGCAAUUUCUUAUACGAAGAGCAGCUCCAGUGCUCCAUCUGUCUGGAUGUGUUCACUGAUCCAGUCUCUACUCCAUGUGGACACAACUUCUGUAUGAUCUGUCUCAAAGAGUUCUGGGACACCAGUUCACAUUACCAGUGUCCAAUGUGCUUAGCGGAAUUCCCUAAAAGACCCGAGCUCCGGGUAAAUACUUUUAUUUCUGAACUGACUGCACAGUUUAAGAUGUCGGUUCAGGUGAAAUCCAGCAGUGGAGCAGAUCAACCUCCAUACCUCAAACCUAAAGGAGUUCUGUGUGACACCUGCACCAAGGAAAAGGCUGAGGCUCUAUGGUCGUGUCUAGAUUGUGGGGUUUCUUUAUGCAUUACUCAUUUUUUGCCCCAUAAAACGACAGUUAGAUUAAAAAAACACAAACUGAUCAGCCCUGUGGAGAAUCUGGAGGACUAUAUCUGUCAAAAACAUGAGAGACCCUUGGAGCUGUUCUGUAGAGAUGACCAGAUGUGUGUGUGUCAGUUCUGUAUUUUGGGAGACCACAAAACUCACAAUGCUAUUCCUAUGGAGGAGGAAAGUCAAGAGAAGAAGAGUCACCUCGUGGAGACACAGAAACAUGUUCAGAAGAUGAUCGAGAACCGACAGGAAAAGAUUGAAGAGCUCAAACAGUCUAUUGAAUUCAAUAAAAAACACACAGACAAAGAAAAAACAGAAAGCAUGAAGAUGUUCAGUGCUCUGAUGCGCUGUAUUGAGAGAAGCCAGGCUGACCUGCUCAAAGGGAUGGAAGAAAAGCACAAAGCAGCAGAGAGGCAGGCUGAACAGUUCAUUAGAGAGUUGGAGCAGGAGAUAAUUGAGCUAAAGAAGAAAAACAGUGAGAUGGUGCAGCUCUUACAAACACAGGAUCACCUCAUGUUCCUACAGAUUUACCCAUUUCUCCAUGGACCUUUACACAACAACAACUGGAAUUAUGUCAAAUGUCAUUCUCCUCUGAGUAUUGAGCCACUAAGGAGAGCUCUGAAUCAGCUUCAGGUGUCUCUCAAUGAGGAGAUUAAAAAACUUCCAGAGAUUGAACUGAAGAUAUAUCAACAGUAUGCAGUGGACGUGACUCUGGAUCCCGAUACAGCAAAUUCUAAACUUAUCCUGUCUUAUAAUAGCAAACAAGUGAGAUAUGACAACAAGGGACAGAAUGUACCUGAUAACCCAGAGAGGUUUAAGCGAUGUGUCAACGUGCUGGGAAAGGAGGAAUUCUCCUCUGGGAGAUUUUACUAUGAUGUGCAGGUCAGAGGGAAAACAGCUUGGGAUUUAGGAGUGGCUCGAGAGUCUAUUAACAGGAAGGGGGAAAUUAUAUUCAAUCCAAAAAAUGGAUACUGGAUUGUGAUGCUGAGAAAUAAGACUGAAUACAAGGCUUGUGAAUCUUCCCUCAUUCCACUGACACUGAAACAGGCCCCUCAAAAGGUGGGGAUCUUUGUGGAUUAUGAGGAAGGUUUGGUCUCCUUCUACGAUGUUGAGGCUAAGUCUCAUAUUUAUUCAUUCACCGGUCAGACUUUCAAUGAGAAACUCCAUCCAUUCUUCAGCCCUUGUCUUAAUAAUGGUGGUAAAAAUUCAGCACCGCUGGUCAUCACCUCUAUUGAGCAUUAUUUUUCCACAGAAAACAACUUCACAGAAUAAGUAUGAA
Molecule: messenger RNA, 1854 nt
Organism: Hemibagrus wyckioides
Lineage: Eukaryota; Metazoa; Chordata; Actinopteri; Siluriformes; Bagridae
Product: E3 ubiquitin-protein ligase TRIM68-like
Exons: 7
Coding region: 180-1847 (555 amino acids)
Molecular function (GO): zinc ion binding; protein binding
Source: RefSeq, a predicted model, not a curated record